CGUCACAAAUAAACUUAACUAAACCAGAAAGUGUUUUGCGACAGCUAAGUUCACGAGCUAACUGCCGUGGUUUGGACGUUUCUCGCUCAGCAGCACUGAGAUUCAUGUCGAGUGAACCGAAGAGGCUCCGCACUGAAAACAUGACCGUCAAAAAAAUCGGGACUCACAAUGGAAGUUUUCACUGUGAUGAAGUUUUAGCCUGUUUCUUCCUCAGACAGCUGCCUGAGUACAAGGAUGCCGAGAUCAUUCGGACCAGGGACCCCACACAGCUGGCAGAGUGCGACAUCGUUGUAGACGUUGGAGGAGAGUUUGACCCAAAGAGGCAUCGCUAUGACCAUCAUCAGAGGUACAACUUUUGGCAGUUAACCGCU
Molecule: messenger RNA, 371 nt
Organism: Plectropomus leopardus (leopard coralgrouper)
Lineage: Eukaryota; Metazoa; Chordata; Actinopteri; Perciformes; Serranidae
Source: RefSeq, a predicted model, not a curated record